Messenger RNA from Epinephelus lanceolatus (giant grouper), 1556 nucleotides. It is a transcript of the gene mocs3, whose product is annotated as molybdenum cofactor synthesis 3. Gene Ontology annotation, biological process: protein urmylation; tRNA wobble position uridine thiolation. NCBI's taxonomy places the organism in Eukaryota, Metazoa, Chordata, Actinopteri, Perciformes, Serranidae. Gene Ontology annotation, molecular function: URM1 activating enzyme activity; adenylyltransferase activity; thiosulfate-cyanide sulfurtransferase activity. The record is from RefSeq and is a predicted model, not a curated record. Gene Ontology annotation, cellular component: cytoplasm; cytosol.
ACCCGGAAGUGUGUCCCGUGUGUAUGCAUGGUUGUGGAUGUAAUUCAUCCAUGUCCAUUUACCACAGUCAGCUCGCUAAAUGAGAACAGUAGCGUUGAUAACUGAACGUGUUUCCUUUCUCUGUAACAGCAGCAGCCAUGGCUGAAGAGGUGCGCUGCUUGAAGGCACAGCUCGAGGCGAAAGAGAAAGAGAUAGCUGCUCUGAAGAACAAAGUAGCACAACUGGAAAAGAGCCAUACCUCAGUGCAGGAGCUGUAUGAAAAAGUGACACCCCUAACCCCCCUGAAAGCCAAAGCAGCCCUCAGCAAUGAGGACAUCAUGCGCUACAGCCGACAGCUCCUUCUGCCAGAGCUGGGUGUGCAAGGUCAGCUAAAGUUAUCACAGACCUCGGUGCUGAUUGUGGGCUGUGGAGGACUGGGCUGCCCCGUAGCACAGUAUCUUGCAGCGGCAGGCAUUGGGCGCCUUGGGCUGCUGGACUACGACACGGUGGAGCUCAGUAACCUGCACAGACAGGUGCUUCAUGGGGAGGAGAACCAGGACCAGGCCAAGGCGCUGUCCACUGCCAAUGCAGUUAAAAGGUUGAACUCAACAGUGCAGUGUGUUCCCUACCACCUGCAGCUUUCAUCAGAGAACGCCUUGCAACUCAUUCAACAAUAUGACAUUGUCGCUGAUUGCUCAGACAACGUCCCCACUCGUUAUCUGGUGAAUGACGCCUGCGUGCUCAGUGGCAAGCCUUUGGUGUCCGCAAGUGCCCUGAGGAUGGAGGGGCAGCUGACAGUGUAUAACUACCGUGGAGGCCCCUGCUACAGAUGUCUGUACCCAGUACCCCCGCCCCCAGAGACAGUGACCAAUUGUUCUGACGGAGGGGUGCUAGGAGUCGUUCCAGGGAUAAUGGGCUGCUUCCAAGCUUUAGAAGUCCUCAAGAUCGCCUCUGGACACGGCUCUUCCUGCGGACAGCAGCUGGUGAUGUUUGACGCUCAAGAUGCCAGAUUCAGGUCCAUCAAGUUGCGGCCCAAGCAGGCCGGCUGUGCGGUGUGUGGAGAGAACCCCAGUGUAACACAGCUGGUGGACUAUGAGGCUUUCUGUGGGUCUGCUGCCACUGAUAAGUGCCGCAAACUCAACCUCCUUUCCAGAGAUCAGCGGAUCACAGUACAGGAUUAUAAAUCGAUAAUAGACAGCGGGGAGCCCCAUCUCUUGUUGGACGUGCGCCCUCUUGUGGAGGUGGAUAUAUGCCACUUACCUUUCUCUCUCAACAUUCCCCUUUCAAGUUUAGAGGACAGGAAGAGCGACCAUAUCCGAUUACUCCAGGAGAGAAUCAGCCAGUUGCAGCAGCAGAUGGAGGGUGACCGCCGGCCUCCAGUGUAUGUGAUCUGUAAGCUGGGUAACGACUCUCAGAAGGCGGUGCAGGUUAUGGAGAAGAUGAGCUGGUCAGAGGUGGACAGCAUCGCCGUGAAAGACAUCAGCGGAGGCCUCAUGGCGUGGGCAAAGAGAAUAGACCCCACAUUUCCACAGUAUUGAUCCAUUUUAAAUGUGUAAAUAAACUCUGCAUUCAUUAUA